Molecule: messenger RNA, 690 nt
Organism: Trypanosoma brucei brucei TREU927
Lineage: Eukaryota; Euglenozoa; Kinetoplastea; Trypanosomatida; Trypanosomatidae
Gene: Tb927.4.340
Exons: 1
Coding region: 1-690 (229 amino acids)
Source: RefSeq, a predicted model, not a curated record
AUGCGUUUGACAAGUAGAGGGAGUCACAAUUCUUCACAAGUGGUGUAUCUUCUCGACACCAGGGAAUUUAUCACAGACUGUUCCACUGUUCGGCAGGUAACCCAUUUCGCGCAUGUGCACCGUCUCGGAAGUCCUCUUUGGCUUAGCUGUGAACUUGCGUCUGCUCUCGGUCUGACGCUGCGUUACAUGUGCAGCCCUCUAAACAUUUGGUCCCCUCUAACCGGGGAGAGUUUUGUCCAACUUGCAUCAUCACCCGCGCUAGCACGCGAUACAUUGUAUAAGUUCCCAAUAAACAAGGAGUUCCUUGCGCCUGGGGGCGUUUUGCCACACAAUUCAGGUGAAGGCAGCUUGAUGGCGUUGUCGGCUGCGGCAUCUUCCGAUGGUAAACCGCGUUGGUACAACAUACCCAAAGAUGUAAGUCAUCUAUUCGUCCUGCCCAAGAACUUGUGCCAACUAAGUGUCCCCGUGCAUCGUGGAGGCUUUCGCCCACGGCCAUUUAAUCUAUGGGUUUCCACUGUAAUUGCGGUUCGUAUGGGCGGCUUGGCUGAAGCAGUAAAGACGGUUCGUACACCGAGUUCUUUUAUGACUUUGGUUAAUGCUGACCAAAUGUACCCAAGCGCACUACUAGCGGAGAAGGAACUCGAAUGCGUACUUCUCAUGCGUAAAGAAGGGAGGUUAGGUGAAAUGUGA